Messenger RNA from Perca flavescens (yellow perch), 1836 nucleotides. RefSeq names its product solute carrier family 5 member 11 (gene slc5a11). Gene Ontology annotation, biological process: transmembrane transport. Lineage: Eukaryota; Metazoa; Chordata; Actinopteri; Perciformes; Percidae. The transcript has 14 exons. Bases 16 to 1836 code for a protein of 606 amino acids. The record is from RefSeq and is a predicted model, not a curated record. Gene Ontology annotation, cellular component: plasma membrane. Gene Ontology annotation, molecular function: D-glucose:sodium symporter activity.
CUGGCUGGGAAGAAUAUGACCUGGUGGCCGGUGGGUGCCUCGCUGUUUGCCAGUAACAUUGGCAGUGGGCAUUUCAUCGGCCUGGCAGGGUCAGGAGCCGCAGCAGGGAUUGGGGCUAUUGCAUACGAGUGGAAUGGAAUUCUGAUGGUGCUGCUGCUGGGAUGGCUCUUUCUGCCCAUUUAUAUCUCCUCUGGGGUGAUGACCAUGCCAGAAUAUUUGCAGAGGCGAUUUGGUGGCCGAAGAACUCAGAUAUUCAUAGCUGUCCUGUCUUUAUUUAUUUACAUCUUUACAAAGAUAUCGGUGGACAUGUAUGCUGGUGCACUCUUCAUUCAGCUCGCCUUACAAUGGAACAUCUACCUUGCUGUGGUGAUGCUGCUGUCGAUCACAGCUCUCUACACCAUAGCAGGUGGUCUGGCUGCAGUUAUCUACACAGAUGCUGCUCAAACUGCCAUCAUGCUGGCAGGAGCUCUCACCCUCAUGGCCUUCAGCUUUGUGGAAGUUGGAGGCUGGGAUGCUCUGAUGGACGGAUACCUCAAAGCCAUCCCUUCUGUUCGUGUGCCAAACUCAACGUGUGGCAUCCCUAGAGAUGACUCCUUCCACAUAUUCAGAGACCCGGUGAACUCUGACUUGCCUUGGCCUGGGGUCAUCAUAGGCAUGUCCGUCCCCUCUAUGUGGUAUUGGUGUUCUGACCAGGUGAUCGUGCAGCGAUCCUUGUCUGCUAAGACCCUGACCCAUGCAAAAGGUGGCUCACUCAUGGCUGCUUAUCUAAAAAUUCUGCCUUUCUUUGCUAUCAUGCUGCCUGGCAUGAUCAGCAGGAUACUUUACACAGAUGACGUGGCGUGUGCAGACCCUGAGUUGUGUAAGCAGAUUUGUGGUAACCCAGUGGGUUGUUCAGAUACAGCCUACGCCAGACUGGUCAUGGAGCUGCUGCCUUCAGGGCUGCGAGGUUUGAUGAUGGCAGUAAUGAUUGCUGCACUCAUGUCCUCUCUGACCUCCAUUUUCAACAGCGCCAGCACCAUUUUCACCAUGGAUCUAUGGAAGACUUUCAGAUCCCGUGCAUCCGAGUGGGAACUUAUGAUUGUGGGCAGGGUAUUUGUGCUUGUGCUGGUGGUGGUGUCCGUGCUGUGGAUUCCUGUCGUCCAGGCCAGUCAGGGUGGGCAGCUUUUUAUCUACAUCCAGUCCAUCAGCACCUACCUGCAGCCCCCAGUCUCCAUCAUCUUCCUCACAGGCUGCUUCUGGAAGAGGACUAAUGAGAAGGGUGCAUUCUGGGGCCUGGCUGUCGGCCUGUUGGUGGGCUGCAUCCGCAUGGUGUUGGACUUCAUUUACCCUGCGCCCCUAUGCUACGAGGUGGAUGACAGGCCCGGGGUGUUGAAAUACGUCCAUUACCUAUACUUCUCCAUGUUGCUGUCCUUCAUCACCCUAGUUGUGGUGGUUGUAGUCAGCCUGGCUACAGAGGAGCCCAAACCGGAGCAGAUAAGUCGCCUCACCUGGUUCACUAGGUUUGACCCAGUGGAGCCCAAAGAGCAGGUCUUCUCAGUGGAGCGGAGCACGAAGAGCUUAGAGGUGAUCACUAUCUCUUCUCUCUCCCUCCUGAACUCUCCAGACUCUUUAUCCUCCGUGUCCAGCGUCCAGAGCCAUUCCAGGAUGAUGUCUGCCCUCUACUGGCUGUGUGGGAUGGAGAGAAGGAAGGAGGGAGAUGAUAAAUCUGUGACUCCUCCGGCACCUGCACAGGCCAUCUGUUCUCUGGAGGAAAAGCCACGUCUACGACGCAUUGUCAACGUCAACCUCCUUGUUUGCCUAUCAGUAACUGCCUUUAUCGUCGGCUACUGGGGUUGA